Molecule: messenger RNA, 1759 nt
Organism: Pangasianodon hypophthalmus (striped catfish)
Lineage: Eukaryota; Metazoa; Chordata; Actinopteri; Siluriformes; Pangasiidae
Product: mixed lineage kinase domain-like protein
Exons: 11
Coding region: 86-1546 (486 amino acids)
Biological process (GO): protein phosphorylation; cell surface receptor signaling pathway
Molecular function (GO): ATP binding; protein kinase activity
Source: RefSeq, a predicted model, not a curated record
GUGGCUUUGGUUCCUCUGAAAGCAGCAGUUUCCUGCAGUUGCUGUUCAUUGAGACCAGAAGCGGUUUGCAGUGGUACACACAAUCAUGGAUUUUGUAGACCCAAUCCUGACCAUAGCAGAGAAAUUGUACGACCUUUGUGGUGAGGUAAAAGCCAACAAGAAGCGCUGCAGGCGUCUGGCUGUGCGUGUGUCUGCACUGGUAGAGCUGGUUAAAGUCGUGAAGCUCAAAGGUUUGGGCAACAGCCCACAACUAGUACAGAGGGGCUUGCGAGAGCUUAAAUUCACUUUGGAGUCGGCUGAAGAAGUUGUGAAGAAAUACGCCUCAUCCAGCUGCCUGAAACGUAUUGUGAAAGCUGUUGACCUUGGUGAAGAGUUUGGGUGCUUGAAUGAGCGUCUGAAUGAUGCAGCACAGCUGCUUUCGCUGGCUCUGCAGGUGGAGCAGAGAGACAGGAUGGAUAAGGUGUUCAAAGAGGACAGGAGGAGGAAAGAGGAUGAAGAUGACAGAAGAUACGACUGUGAGGAGCUCCAGAAUUUGCUUCAGUCUUUGGCAGAGGAGAAAGAAAAGACUAAAGUGAGUGUGGAUGCUGUGCAUGUGAAAGUCGAACAAACUCAGAAAGACGUUCAGGACAUUAAAGGCAUACUGGAAUCAUUGAGAAGACCCAGCCUUCAUCUGCAGGACAUUCGAGAGAUCAGACCUGAGGAGCUGACCUAUGACAUUCCCAUCGAGCCAAUCAUGAAGACUGACAAUUCUGAAUUGUUCAAAGGAGAGUAUAACAAGUUCACUGUGGCCAUCAAGAGAUACACGUAUCCAGUGAACACCAGCCCACAACAAGUGAGGAGCAUUUUUAAUAAGGAAGUGGAGACUAUGAAACGCUUUGAGUCACCCCACAUCCUGAGGAUGUUCGGAAUCUGUGUUCAGAACGAGUACGGACCAAAUCCAACCUACCUCAUAGUGAUGGAGUUCUGUGAGAAAGGCAAUCUAAGACACGUUCUCGACAGUCCCAGCAAACUACCCUGGGACAGAAAAAUUUGCAUGUGUCUAGACGCAGCACACGGACUAUACAGGCUGCAUCAAUCCGAAGAGAAGUUUAAGGUGCACGGCUGCCUCACUAGCAACAAGUUCCUAGUGGCAGCUGGCUACAGAGUAAAGCUUGGAGGAUUUGAGUUGGCAAAGACAGAAACAUCCCUAAAGAACAGUAAGGAGAAGAAGAACAGCUCGAUGAUGUACAUUUCUCCACAGCAGCUGCAAGACAUAAACCAUCAGUAUGACAAAGCCUGUGAGAUCUACAGUUUUGGCAUUGUCCUGUGGGAGAUUGCAACACGGCAAGUCCCCUUUAAAGAUUGCUCCUCCUAUAGUAGCAUCUAUAAGAAGGUGUAUGUGGAGAAGAUGAAGGAGCCACUGCCACAUGACUGUCCCAGUCAGCUCAGGGAGCUGAUUAAUGCCUGCCGUUCGUUUGAGCCAUUCCAGAGGCCUUCUGCUGGAGUGUUGGUGGACAAGCUACGCAAACUAGCACAGCAGAAUGAUGAUACUAUCAAUAGACUUUGAAACUUCUUAAUCUGUGUAUGACAAGUUCUCCCUGUUUGUUAAAGGAGCCCAUCAUUCCUUUUAGCCAACAGUGUCCAAAGACAAAGACAAACAAACUUUGACACUAAGUAAAUGUAUAUCUGAUGGCAUUUUUGUCAUUUGUUUAAGUGUUAACCCAUAUUGUAUAAAUCUGCAGAAUGUACUGAAAUAUAAAUAAACUCAGUUUUUGGUCCA